Molecule: messenger RNA, 3713 nt
Organism: [Torrubiella] hemipterigena
Lineage: Eukaryota; Fungi; Ascomycota; Sordariomycetes; Hypocreales; Clavicipitaceae
Source: the annotation of a GenBank genome assembly
AAAAGCCACCUCCUCCAGCACCAAAUUUGUUGACGCCCUGCCACUGUUGAAAUCGAAAUUAGCUAGAAAUCUUGUAAACUCAGGCACCCAGAGUGUCAUUUUUAUCCUUUUGCAUCUCUUUGUUACCAUGUCUCUCCCGUCCAACGUCCAUGUUUCAACCCAUCCGAGCUUGCAAGCGAAGCUUAGCCAGCUACGGUCUGCAUCGGCCAGUUCCGCCCAGGUCAAAACACUUGUCCACGAAAUCUCGUUGAUUCUGGCGUGUGAGGCUGUAUCAAAGGCGAUUACGGCCUCUACGGGACCCAAGGAUUCGACACCACUGGGCUUCGAAUAUGACACGACCGUUAUCUCGCCAGAAACUAUGUGCAUUGUCCCCAUUUUGAGAUCGGGGUUAGCCAUGGUGGAAGCUGUGCAAACCAUCCUCCCCGUCGCUGUCCCUGUUCAUCACUUGGGCAUGUACCGCGAACCGUCGACGCUCGAUCCGGUAGAAUAUUACAACAAUCUGCCCCAUCAUAUCCCGUCGUCUACCUCCGCGUCGUCCGCUAGCAGUUUGGCUAUCGUGGUUGAUCCUGUCAUCGCGACAGGUGGUACUUGCGCUGCUGCUAUCCAGACGCUCAAAGAAUGGGGUGCCCAACGUGUAAUGGUACUCUCCGUGAUUGGUGCGACAGAGGGUAUUCUUAAAGCAGCACAAGAAUGGCCUGCUGGAACAGAGCUGUGGAUUGCCGGUGUGGAUCAGGAGCUUACAAAGGAAGGCAUGCUUAGACCUGGCCUGGGCGAUGUUGGUGAUAGACUGUUCCUUACUAUUGGCAAAUAGAUUACAUGGAAUUAUUCAUAAUAACAUUUUUCCUUAUCAUGCAGCGAAUACUUCUUCGUCCACUACCGUCUUCUCUUCCCAGCAGUUGUACACCCAUUGUGACUUCACAAGUCGCGGCACCCUGCUUCUUGUGCUAAUCUGCUGUCUUACACCAGCAGCCACCUCUCCAAUUUCCAUGUCAUCGUCACCGACGACUACGAUAUGGGUAAUUUGUUCAUCUUCCAAAUCACUAGCACAUUUACCUUUGCAGUAUUCAACUUUGAGCUUCAGCUCGUCUACUGCUGCUGCUCCUGCGGCACCCACAGGCACAAAGUGCACGACGGCACGAGCAAACAUGUAGUUGCGUAGCUGUGUUAGAUCUGUUCCCUCGCUUUCGAGUUGUUCUAAAAAGGCCAUUGUAUCGAACUUUUCGCCUUGCUCAAUUUUGGGCAUAUCACGAAGGAGAUCCCGAAGUUCUUCCACUUCAACAUCGCGGGCAUAGCUGUCGCCAUAGUGGUCGGACUGCUGCAGAACAUAUCUCUUGACAAGAUCUGUGCCAUGGAAAAGAUGUCUCUCCUCAUACGGCAAUAAGAAGCCGUCUUCGUCUUGCCCCAGGCAGUCCUUCAACCAUCUGGGUCGAAUAAUAUUGGCAUCUCCACCCUUGAUUAAACUUGCUACUUUGACGACGUUCUUGUCUGCGAUGAUAAUCAUGCUGGAUGUAGCGUCAGGACGUUGAGAAAUAGUUCCGCCAUUUUCUUUGAUCAGGGUUUCUAGCUCGACCUUGGUCUUUUUAAAGGGCUUCAAGGACUCUGACAAGAUGCAAAAUUGAAGACCAGCAAACAACUUGGUCCCCUCUCCAUGGAAUUCGGCAGUUUCUUUUGAAUCGCCCGCAAUCACAAGGUCCACCUUACGGCGCUUCGUAGCUCUGCGUCUCGUGUCCUCGAAAGUCAUGGCCUUUUCUUGCGAUUCUUCUUCAACCUUUUCUCUCAAUUCCUGGAAUUCAUCAAUGGAAAGUGCAGAAUCCCAGGUUCUGUCAAGUCUUAAUCUUCGGAAUCGUGGGAAUCGAAGUGUGUAUCCAAACGCAAAGGACUCUGAGGGUGCCACACUGGCUGCUUUUGCGGACAAGACGAUAGAGUCUUUGGGUCGAAUCCAGACAUCUGGUCGCUCAAAUUGUCGCGCUUCUCCGCCUCCAAGUUCAAUGUAUUCCGAUGGAGGGUUCUUUGCAUCCCACUCAAUCCAUUUUCCCUCUGUGCGAUGUUUAAUUUCGGCGUAAUCCUCUCCAGUGAAACCGCCUCCAACUUUGAAAAAGCUUAGACACUUUUCUUCAUUGGCGCCAGCCUGGAGGUGGUUCUUGGACGCUCUCAAGCCGCACAAGAAGCUGGAUAGUGUACCACCUCGAUGACCAGAUCCAUAGUAGCCGCCGAUAACUAAACAGUCUAAUGACUCUCCGAAUUCAGUCAUAUACUCAGGCUUUACUUUGAUCCAAUCAUCGUUGCGGCUGUUGAGACGGUACAUCGAUCGCGGGUUCUUCAAUACCAGACCCUCGGAAGAGUUUGCGACCACAUCGCGAAGAAGUGGCUCAAUUGCCUCUGGACCUGUUGCUUUGGUAUACUCGUGAACUUCCAGUCGACGCGGAACGGUGUUUACGGCCUUUUCUAAUGCUGCGUGGCGAUCUCGAAGGGUGUAUUGAGUAAGCUGUUUGUCGUUCAGGAAAAGGAUAUCAAAUACUCUGAAUAGGGGGCGAUGACCACCAGCAGCAUCACUAUUGGAUUUAUUCUGUUGCUCCAAAAGAGCGGCGGUUUUUAAAGUACCAAAAGGCACCAUUUUGUCGAGUGUCAUAUCCCAGGUGAUCAUUUCUCCGUCCAAGAUGAUAUUGCGCACGCCCGGUGCAAAGGCAUUUUUCAAGUGUCUUGUCAAGCUGGAUUUUCCGUCUAAAUAACCAUUUCCAUAGAGGUAUGUAUAAUCUUUGGCUUUUCUGGACCAGAAACCAAAUCGUUUGCCGCCCGGGUGAGAUGGGUCAGAAAUCAUGUGCAUUUGCAUUCGCUCUCCAUCUAGUUUCUCUUCAAUCCAAAACUCUGGAUCCUCUGGUGUUGUUCGAAGCAUUUCAAUCAUCUUUUGGAAGGAACCGUUUUUCUGGAACUGUGCAAGCUGGGGUUGGAAACACGACAUGACGGAUAUGCCGUUCUGCUCUGGUUCAAGCCUGACCUCAGGAUCCCACAACAGCCAGCACACCUGCCGCAAGCUUGAAGAUGUACUCCACUUGCUCUCUGCAUCAGGAUGCCAAAUAUAAAAGAACGACCUCUCACUGGCGCCAAUCUUCAUUUGUUUCAGAAUGAUGCGGAUGAGCCACAUGAGCUCCUCGGCGCUCAUUCGAUGAUAGAAGACGUUGAAGAUUUCGAGAUUCUCAGCCUCACUUGCAGAUCCUGCCAGAAGAUCAAGCUGAUAAUUCACCUCAGCGAUGGUCAUAUCGCCGAGUUCAGUUCUGAUGGGUCGUUUUGAAAGAACCUCGUAGCAGCGGCCAGCAAAGUCACCUGCCAUUCGAGAGGCCGUUGUGUGUCCCGGCAAUUUCCAAUGUAGCAGGUUAUAUCCAUCUUCAGAAUUCUUAUCAAUCUUCAUUAGCUUUACGAGAAGCUUUCCUAUAGCAUUCUCCUUUAAGCCGUACACGCCACGGUCUCGAUCUCGGUCAGGCAAGAUGAGCCGCAUCGCUGGAUAGAAGUCAUUUCCGACCUCUUUUCUCCAUCGAGCAAUGAAGCGUUCGAUGAUAUGUCUUCUUUGUUCAUGAGGGGAUACACCAUGAUUGGGCCCGGCUUUGCGGUUUGCUUUGCGCGCAGGCUGGUUCUUGUUCUCAUUGAGCGGGUUGAAGAGAUCUCGGUAGAGAUCUGAGAAGGGGAGCGUUUUGGACCAGUUAAUUGGACGAUUGGGA